AUGGCCAUGUGCCUACAAUUAUUUUACUUGAAGAAACAAUAUAAUUUCAUAGACUUCCAUGAAAAAUCCUCUUCAUUUGACUAUGAAUUUCCUGUUCCUACAUAAACAGCUCCACAUACUGGCAUAAUUGCAUCUACUCACUAAAAAACUAUGAAGUCAUCUAUGUUGUUGUAUUCACUUCCUUUGCUUCUCCUCAUCUCUCUCUCUUUCAACUAUUACAUUAUUGUAUAUAUAUUGCCAGGCUUACCUAUCCUAGGUAAGCCAUAUUCUCAAUCAUUGCACAUCAACAUUUCUUGGUCACAACCUCUUACAAACACUUGCAACCAACAUGACAAAAAAAUCCUCCUUAACAUGAAAAACAUCAUGGGCAAGCCUACCUCCCUUACUUCUUGGGACACCAUAACAGAUUGUUGCUUGCAAUGGGAUGGAAUUCGAUGCGACGAACACGGCCAUGUUGUAUCCUUGCAUAUCAGCAACAUUGAUGAAUACCACCACUGCCACAUUCCGCCUUUGUUGAAUGAGCUUUCAUGGCUUACUGAGCUCUACUUUACUGAUUCCCCUGGCUUAUUUGGCCUCAUCCCAUCAUCUAUUUCUAAGCUAACCAACCUCACCAAAUUUGUAAUUUUUAGGACUAAUGUUUCUGGCCCAGUCCCUAACUUCUUGGGCCAACUCAUAAAGUUAAAAGUUCUUAAUCUUUCUGGUAUCAAGCUCACAGGCCCAAUCCCUAUUUUUCUUAAACGUCUUAAGAGUUUGGAUCAUCUUGAUCUCUCUUCUAAUAGACUCAUGGGCCCUAUUCCUGAUUUUCUAAGUCAAUUAAAGAGUUUGACUUAUCUCGACCUCUCUAACAAUAAGCUCACCGGCCCAAUUCCUCUUGGAUUGGCCCAAUUGAAGAAUCUCAUAGUCUUGAGUCUUGGGUCAAACAAGUUGAGUGGCCAAAUACCCGAGUUUUUAGGCCGUGAGCUCAAGAGUAUAUCUACAAUCAAACUCGAGUCUAACCGUUUCUCGGGCCAAAUACCAACAUCUUUGGGCCAACCUUCUAACCUCACAACUAUUUCUUUGUCCGAUAACCAAUUAAUCGGGUUGAUCCCCAGGUCACUUGGAAGCAUUUAUAGAGAUAAACUUGCACUCGAUAACAAUAAACUCACUGGCGAUGCCUCCUUUUUAUUUGAUGUGUCCCAACUUAGUAUCAACAACAAUCUUUUAAAGUUUGAUUUCUCGAAUGUGAACUUGGGCCUAUUAUUAUGGAGUUUUAAUAUAAGCCACAAUAUGAUAUAUGGGUCUCUUCCUGAGUGGUUUGGGCAAAUUGAUUUCAUGUAUCAUGUUGAUGUGAGUUACAACCAACUUUGUGGUCCGAUCCCAAAUGGUCAACGCUUUAAGCAGGUUGACCCGCUGAAAUUUGCCCACAAUAAGUGCCUAUGUUGUGGGCCAUUACCUGCUUGCAAAAGAUGGUGGAUGCUUUCAUAAAAGCUACUAAGAGUACUUAGCUAG
Beta vulgaris subsp. vulgaris (sugar beet) is the source of this 1488-nucleotide messenger RNA. RefSeq names its product polygalacturonase inhibitor. Gene Ontology annotation, molecular function: protein binding. The coding region runs from base 151 to 1464 and encodes 437 amino acids. The transcript has a single exon. NCBI's taxonomy places the organism in Eukaryota, Viridiplantae, Streptophyta, Magnoliopsida, Caryophyllales, Amaranthaceae. The record is from RefSeq and is a predicted model, not a curated record.